AUGCCAUCAACACAGAAUACUUUCGACAGCUCUCCUGCCAAAACAGUAACUCUCAUCCUGGACAAGCCAGCGGACUGGAAACAAUGGCUGCUCACAAUUCGUCAAAGGGCUGAGAACACCAAUAUCUCGCAGUAUAUCGAUCCUGACAAAGACUCUCAACCUUCUACUCUCACAGAACCAGGUCUGCCUACACUGAAAGAUGCUCUGUCUGGUCCUUAUGAUGAGACCGAGCUUAAAUGGAAAUACCUCGCACCGAAGAGAAGGAAGAGUACUACUAUCUCGAAAAGCAGUACAAGCAAAACUUUCGCAAGGCUGUCCUACACCAUGGUCGAAACUCAGGAAGCUAAGGCAAGCUCUCGCGCCUACCGAUACAGCACGAGAAUGGGAACUUAUCAACGAACUGAGAAGUCUGAGGAAAGCUCCGAGCAAUCAACGGAUGGAUGA
This is a messenger RNA of Rhinocladiella mackenziei CBS 650.93, 444 nucleotides long. RefSeq lists its product as uncharacterized. The coding region runs from base 1 to 444 and encodes 147 amino acids. The transcript is spliced from 2 exons. The record is from RefSeq and is a predicted model, not a curated record. NCBI's taxonomy places the organism in Eukaryota, Fungi, Ascomycota, Eurotiomycetes, Chaetothyriales, Herpotrichiellaceae.